Penicillium cataractarum is the source of this 1824-nucleotide messenger RNA. Its product is annotated as glycosyltransferase. NCBI's taxonomy places the organism in Eukaryota, Fungi, Ascomycota, Eurotiomycetes, Eurotiales, Aspergillaceae. The transcript has 3 exons. Gene Ontology annotation, molecular function: UDP-glycosyltransferase activity. The record is from RefSeq and is a predicted model, not a curated record. The coding region runs from base 1 to 1824 and encodes 607 amino acids.
AUGCCUUGGUCGCCCACGCAGUUAUUCCCACAUCCCUUGGCCAUAACCCACCCACAAGAGUGUCAGCGGUCUAUCGCGAACUACCUUUCCUAUGCAAUGGUGGAUUUAAUGAUUUGGGAAGGGCUUGGUGAUUUGGUGAACAAGUUCAGAAAAACCUGCCUAACCCUUGACCCUUUGGAUACAAUCACUGGCUCCAGCGUGACCCACAGGCUGAGGAUACCCUAUACAUACUUCUGGUACGAUCUUACAGAAGGCCACCUAUCUAUACCAAAUAGAUCGCUUUUGCUUACAUAUACUGGUUUAAGGUCACAGGCACUGUUACCGAAGCCACUGGAUUGGUCCGAUCACAUCGAAGUAUGUGGGUUUAUCUCUUUUCCACACGAGCCAGAAUACCAGCCCCCGCAGGAAAUCGUCGACUUUCUCAAUGCCGGGAAAAAGCCAAUAUAUGUCGGAUUUGGAUCGAUCGUGGUGGACAAUCCAACUCGACUGUUGACGAUCGUUCUCGAAGCUAUUGCCAGCAUCGGCGAGCGUGUCAUAAUCUCUAGGGGAUGGGCCGAUCUAGGACGGGAGGAACUGGAUCUCCCAGACAAUGUCCUCGUCAUUGGAAGCAUACCGCAUGACUGGCUCUUCCAGCAUGUUUCUUGCGUGAUACAUCAUGGGGGUGCGGGAACAACUGCUGCCGGACUUGCCCAUCGCUGUCCAACUGUCAUAAUUCCUUUUUUUGGUGACCAGCAUUUCUGGGGUAAUGUUGUUGCCAGAGCUGGGGCUGGCCCCGCACCGAUUCCUUACCGGGAUUUGAGUCCGAAGAAAUUAAUCGAACGUAUUAAGGUCGCACUUCAGCCACAAAUUCAACAAGCGGCACAGCAGAUUCAGAUCGAGAUGUCCAAUGAAUCGGGACUUCGUGACGGCGUACGAAGUUUCCACAGACACCUUGAUCCUCAGCUAAUACAAUGUGACCUGUGUCCACAGCGGGCAGCAGCCUGGCGUGUCAGGCAUAUGAAUACCAAGCUGAGUGCUUUUGCAGCUUCUGUUCUCGUUGAAAGCGGGAAAAUAUUCCCGCAAGAUCUUGUUCUGUAUCAUUCUGCAGCAUACGACACCUAUCGUAAUCCCGCUGAGCCAGUCAGUGCAGUAUCCCAGAUAAUUCUGGGUACCCUUGCCGGCCUUGUCGCUAGUAUUUUUGAUGUUCCAGGUGCGAUCUCAUCGUGCCUGCUUUCCGUACACAGUGUUUUGGGUGAACCCCACGAACAUUUUGACCCAUACGUCCAAUGUCAACGACACAGUAUAGCCGAGAGAAAGAAGGACAUCAUGGAUAAGCUACAUGCUCGCAGAAUCAACAAGCCCUUCCGUCUCUGCAAUGAGAAGCGUGUGAAACAUAUCCUGGCUAAGUUAACUCUGCGGGGCAGUGGUGGACCGAAGAGGAGUCUCCGGCUUACAGAGCAGAAAUCGUCGUGCGACAAUGGAAAGCUGCUGAAAAUGCGUCAGACCACCUCUGAGACUGCAUUUAUUCUUAGCAUCACCUCGAAGAAAGCUCUGCGUGUUUUCAUUAAAUUACCAGCCGACAUCUUGCUGACACUGAGUAAGGGUUUUCACAACGCUCCAUUAUUAUACAAUGAUCACCUGGUAAAGCCAUGUCCACAAGUUACAGGCGUUUGGACCGGCUUCGAAGCCGCUGGAAAGGAACUCAAAGACAGCCUUCAUGACAGCGUCACUGGGCUAUAUAUUCAACCACUGUAUAGCUUCAAGCACGGCGGUGCUAGAAAACUUCCCAGUGGUCUUGCUAAGGGUUUGGCUGGCCUUUUGAUUAAACCUCUAGCAGGUUGGUAG